AUGGCAACGAAGAACAGCUCAAGCCCCAUGCCCGCAGGCACGGCCCAGGGUGACCCCGGAGAGGCAGGCACGCUGUCAGCCCCAGAGGCUGGCAUCCGGGACAGAAGCUCAGCCACUCAGCUGAAGGCCAAACCCAAGUACGUGCGCAGGGUCAAGGCGCUCAUCAUCGACCUGGGCUCGCAAUACUGCAAGUGUGGCUACGCGGGCGAGCCGAGGCCCACCUACUUCAUCUCCUCCACCGUGGGCAGGUGCUGCUCCCAGGUGGGCGACGCCCGCAAGAACACCUACGUGGGCCACGAGCUGCUCCACGUGGAGGCCCCCCUGAAGCUGGUGAACCCCCUCAAGUACGGCGUGGUGGUGGACUGGGACUGCGUCCAGAGCAUCUGGGAGUACAUCUUCCACACAGCCAUGCGGAUCCUGCCCCAGGAGCACGCUGUGCUGGUCUCCGACCCCCCGCUCAGCCCCAGCAUCAACCGGGAGAAGUACGCCGAGCUCCUGUUUGAGACCUUUGGCAUCCCGGCCAUGCACGUGACGUCCCAGUCGCUGCUGUCCAUCUACUCGUACGGCAAGACCACGGGCAUGGUGGUGGAGAGCGGGCAUGGCGUCUCGCACGUGGUGCCCAUCUCGGAGGGCAACGUGCUGCCGGGCCUGGUGGGCCGCGCCGACUACGCGGGGGGCGACCUCACCAACUACCUGUUGCAGCUGCUCAACGAGGCGGGCCACAAGUUCACGGACGACCACCUGCACAUCGUGGAGCACAUCAAGAAGACGUGCUGCUACGCGGCCCUGCAGCCCGAGAAGGAGGUGUGCCUGGCCCUGGAGGAGCUGCGCGUGGACUACGAGCUCCCCGACGGCAAGGUCAUCACCAUCGGCCACGAGCGCUUCCAGGGCGCCGAGAUGCUCUUCAAGCCCGCGCUGGUGGGCAGCAGCCUGCCCGGCUUGCCCGUGCUCGCGGCCGCCUGCCUGGGCCACUGCCAGGAGGCCGGCCUGAAGGAGGAGAUGGCCGCCAACGUGCUGCUGUGCGGCGGCUGCACCAUGCUGGACGGCUUCCCCGAGCGCUUCCAGCGGGAGCUGAGCCUCCUGUGCCCCGGGGACAGCCCCACCGUGGCUGCGGCUUCCGAGAGGAAGACCUCCGUGUGGACCGGGGGCUCCAUCCUGGCCUCCCUGCAGGCCUUCCAGCAGCUCUGGGUCAGCAAGGAAGAGUUUGAGGAGCGGGGCAGUGCGGCCAUCUACGCCAAGUGCUGA
This is a messenger RNA of Pipistrellus nathusii (Nathusius's pipistrelle), 1245 nucleotides long. The record is from the annotation of a GenBank genome assembly. NCBI's taxonomy places the organism in Eukaryota, Metazoa, Chordata, Mammalia, Chiroptera, Vespertilionidae.